Messenger RNA from Nelumbo nucifera (sacred lotus), 2430 nucleotides. It is a transcript of the gene G6PD4, whose product is annotated as glucose-6-phosphate dehydrogenase 4. Gene Ontology annotation, biological process: glucose metabolic process. The record is from RefSeq and is a predicted model, not a curated record. Gene Ontology annotation, molecular function: NADP binding; glucose-6-phosphate dehydrogenase activity. Lineage: Eukaryota; Viridiplantae; Streptophyta; Magnoliopsida; Proteales; Nelumbonaceae.
GAUGCCGUUUCAGUUCGAGACGGGACAACAUAGUUAGGCUCAAGUUCGGAAAUUUGCGGGCCAGCCCGGUCGGGCUAGAAACAAUCACACUUACCAGUUACAAAUCAUCCUGUCUAUCGACUAUUAUGAUUAUAAUAACAUUUCCUGAUUUCCAUAAUAUCGAAAACUUGGAAAUUCAAAUAUCAUCUCCUAUGCCUUCAUGGACAUUUGCAGAAGCUCAAAACCCUAGAAAAAUCUAACAAAUGGCACUCUGGUCCUCUUCUCUCACCAUUCCCUUAAAGGAAUCUUCGAUACAAAGGCCCAAAUCACUUUGUGCAAGUAGCCGGGGAACCUCUGCAUCGGCCGCCUUUCGUAGUUUUCCGGUUUCAACAAAUUGCUUCCCUUCAGCAUCUGAUUGUUCUCUUGUGCUUCAUGGUGGUGCUCUCAAUUUCGGCCAAAGGUUUUGUGGUUUGAAGUUGUGGAUACUUGAGAAGCUCAAUUUUCAAAGUCAUCAUAAAAAGUGUGGGUGGGCAAGUGAGUCUAAUAGGCUUAAAAUUCAAGGGAAAGAUCAAUUGCAAGGGCAAUCAGAAACACCGGUUUCAUGUGAAGGGAGCAUUCCCGAAGAAGUAUCUGCAACAAAGUUUCUUAAUGACUCGGUUGAUGUAACAGCUACACAUAUUCCUCAGACUGAAGAUAGUUCUUUAUCUAAGAAUCAAAAUGAUGCUCCUACUAUUCCUGUUGCAUCUUUAAAAUCUCCAUCUUUGAGAGAAACAAGUUCUAGCAAUUAUGAUACUCAGGGUGGUAAUGCGCCAUCACUUAGCAUUGCAGUUAUAGGGGCUACUGGCGAGCUGGCUAGAAAUAAGAUUUUUCCAGCAUUAUUUGCUUUAUACUACAGUGGAUUUCUUCCUGAGAAUGUUGGCAUCUUUGGGUAUUCCAGAAAGAACUUGAAAGAUGAAGAUCUUAGAUCCAUGAUUGCUUCUACUUUGACCUGCCGUGUUGAUCAUCAAGAAAACUGCGAUGACAAAUUGGAUGCUUUUCUCAGUAGAACAUACUACCUUAAUGGAGGUUUUGACAACAGGGAUGGCAUGUCAAGGCUCAACAAGCUAAUGGAAACAACUGAGGGUGAAUCUGGAACAAACAGAAUAUUUUACCUUUCUGUGCCACAAGAAGCACUUCUUGAUGUUUCACUGUCUCUUGCUGAUAAUGCACAAACCAAAAGGGGCUGGAAUCGGAUCAUAAUUGAAAAACCAUUUGGUUUUGAUGCAUCCUCUUCUUAUCAGUUGACACGGUCUCUCCUUUCAAAAUUCGAGGAAAAGCAAAUCUAUAGGAUAGAUCAUCUUCUUGGGAAAAAUUUGAUUGAAAAUCUCACUGUUUUAAGGUUCUCUAAUCUUGUUUUUGAGCCACUCUGGAGCAGAACUUACAUACGUAACGUGCAGGUCAUUUUAUCAGAAGACUGGGGUAUGGAAAAGCAAGGAAGAUACUUUGAUGGGUAUGGCAUUAUCCGGGACAUAGUCCACAGUCAUAUAUUGCAAACAAUAGCAUUGUUUGCCAUGGAGCCACCCAUAAGUCUGGAUGGUGAAGAUAUUCGAAAUGAAAAGGUCAAGGUUCUGAGAUCAAUCCGGAAAUUGGAACUUGGUGAUGUUGUUCUUGGCCAAUAUAAGGCUAGUUCUGUAGACAAGGUUGAUGUUUAUCUGAACACCUUGACACCCACAUUCUUUGCUGCUGCCCUGUACAUUGAUAAUGCUCGCUGGGAUGGUGUACCCUUUUUGAUCAAAGCCGGCAUGGGGCUAAUUAAACACAGAGUGGAGAUUCGAAUCCAGUUUCACCAAGUUCCAGGAAACCUCUAUAGUGAACGCAUUGGGCAUAACAUUGCACUUUCCACUAAUGAACUGAUUCUACGGGAUGUUCCUGAUGAAGCAAUCCUUGUCAAAGUCAACAAUAAGAUCCCAGGUUUAAGCUUACAACUGGAUGCUUCAGAACUGAAUUUGCUAUACAAGGACAAGUAUAAUGUGGAUGUGCCCGACUCAUAUGAACAUCUUCUUCUGGAUGUCAUUGAUGGAGACAACCAUUUAUUUAUGAGAAGUGACGAGCUUGCAGCUGUAUGGAAUAUUCUGACUCCAGUUCUACGUGAGAUAGAUGAGAACAAGAUAGCCCCAGAGCUCUAUGAGUUUGGAGGCAGAGGCCCUGUAGGAGCUUACUAUCUCGGAGCAAAACAUGGUGUCAGAUGGGCAGACGACUAGCAAAUAACAAUAGCCAGCCCCUCUCCAUGAGCAGCAGAUUUGUUGUAUACUUGUAUUCCUCACUAUGUCUAUUAAUAUUUUACUAGUAAUGAAUUGAAGUCAACAAAAGCCACUGAUUAGACAUGCUAAUGUUGCACGGUGAAUGUAAGGAAUAUUGUAUAAGUAUCUAUUCAGUAGUCUUUGUUCCUGCCAAGUCCGAAUUCAGAUUCAA